GAUACAAACGCCAGAAGCUUAAUAGACAAAGCGAACCCAUAAAAGGAAGAGCAAGCCCCCUUCUUUCGCUCUGUUUAAAGAUGUUCCUAUGCUCUGUUCACGAACAUCGUCAGACAUGCUACAUGCUAAAGAAAGCAUCUUCGUCUUCUUCCCCUGCACAGCAUCCUUAGGCCUCAUUGAUUAAGGUUUCUUCCACUUGCUUGAAAACACUGGAACUCUUAUGUUGUUCCCUUUGCCUGCCAUUCUCUCACCCAUUAGACUACAAUUAUGACAAUGAGCGACGCCGAGUCCUUCGCAGCAUUCCCGUUUGAUAGAGCUGUCGAACAGGCAAUUGUAUCUAUAAAGAAAGGUGCAUACUUACUGAAGUGUGGACACAGGGGAAAGCCCAAGCUCUGCCCUUUCAGACUUUCUCCAGAUGAGAAAACUUUGAUUUGGUGUUCUGGGCAGAAAGAAAAGCAUUUGCAACUGAGUGAAGUUACAAGAGUUGUUCAAGAGCUGGGAAAUAUAAGGCCCCAGAGACAAAGCCAACCUGAAAAAGAUUGCCAUUCAUUUUCACUAAUCUAUGCAAAUGGCCAGCGCUCACUUGAUUUGAUAUACAAGGACAAAGCGCAGACUACUUCUUGGUUAGUGGGAUUGAGAGCUGUGAUAUCUAGGUCCCAGCAUCCAAGAUCGUUAAGUAAUUUAAGGAACCGCAAAGGAGUGCAGAGUUGUGUAAAUAGUCCAGCUGGGAUCUUUCGGAGAAAGAAAAAUCUUGGUCUUGUAGAGGAUACUGUUGAAUUUACUCAGGUAGAAAGCUUACAUGCAAGUCCUAAUUUCUCACUUUCAGAAAGGUGCUUUUCUGAGGGCUUUUCAGAUGCUUCUGAUGGCAUUUAUUCUUUGGAGUCUUUUCCGUACAAUACUCGGAGCACAAUGGAUAUUAAAGUCCCAAGUUCUCCACAUGUUGAUCCAGAUUUUCUCAAUAAAAAUGGUUCAAUAUAUGCUGACACAGAGUAUGAGAAGAAUUCAUCCUAUAGGCGUCUGCCUCCUCCUACCUCUCCACAUGUAAGAAACAACAAUAUAUUGAAGGAUAUCAUGGUAUGGGGUGAAGGGAUUGUAGGAGGUGGGGGCAACAUGUUUGUAAAUCAACAUAAUGUUCAUAGUACACUGCCAAAGUUACUGGAAUCCACCAUGACGUUAGAUGUAAAAAAUAUAGCUUUAGGAGGAAAGCAUGCUGUCUUAGUCACAAAACAAGGGGAAGUUUUCUGCUGGGGUCAAGGUAAAGGGGGUAGGCUGGGGCACAAGAUUGACAUUGAUGUUAGCUCUCCCAAAAUUGUUGAUUCUCUUAAUGGGAUCCGUGUGAAAUCUGUUGCCUGUGGUGAGUAUCAUACAUGUGCUCUGACAGACGCUGGUGUAGUAUAUACAUGGGGAAAUGAUGGUGGUUGUACAGAUUCUGUAAGUUAUGGGAAAAAUAGAAGUCAGUGGAUACCACAUAAACUUUCAGGACCUUUAGAUGGUAUUCGUAUUUUUAGUAUUGCUUGUGGGGAUUGGCAUACUGCAAUUGUCUCUUGCUGUGGAAGAUUAUUUACAUAUGGAGAUGGUACUUUCGGAGUUCUAGGGCACGGGAAUCUUCAAAGCAUUUCUCAACCAAAAGAAGUCGAGUCUCUUAAAGGUAAGCAAGUGAGGUCUGUUGCUUGUGGAUCAUGGCACACAGCAGCUAUCAUAGAAAUCAUGGCUGCCCGUUCUAGGUACAGUACUUCCUGUAAGCUUUUUACCUGGGGUGAUGGAGAUGGUGGACGGCUUGGUCAUGUUGAUAAUGGAAGGAAGCUUUUACCAACAUGUGUUACACAACUUGUGGAUUAUGAUUUUGUUCAAGUAUCUUGUGGAAGAAUGUUGACUGUUGCACUUACUAAUUUGGGUAAAGUUUUUACCAUGGGAAAUAAGGUGCACGGACAGCUUGGAAACUCUCAUGCCAAGGAUAAGACUGUUAUUCUUGUUGAAGGAGACUUGAAACAGGAGUUUGUUAAGCAGAUAUCAUCUGGUUCAUAUCAUGUGGCUGUGUUGACAUCUGCAGGUAGUGUCUAUACAUGGGGCAACGGUACACAUGGGCAGCUUGGGUUGGGUGAUACUAAAGACAGAUAUUCACCUUCUCUCGUUGAGGCUCUAAAAGAUAGACAGAUAGAGAGUAUUGCAUGUGGGUCAUGCUUCACCGCUGCAAUUUGUUUACACAAACCUGUUUCUGUUGCAGACCAGUCAGCUUGUAGCAGUUGUAAGCUUCCAUUUGGGUUCAGGAGAAAGAGGCAUAACUGCUACAACUGUGGUCUUCUCUUCUGCAAUUCAUGUAGCACUAACAAAGUUACAAAUGCAUCUCUAGCCCCAAGCAGGAACAAGGCUUUUCGGGUUUGUGAUCAGUGCUUUCAUAAAUGCCAUGGACUCACUCACUCACCUAAGGUAUCAAAGUUGCAAAACUAUAGCACUAUGCAGCAACUGAAGUACCGGAAUAAAUUUCCUGAUCUGACAGAAGAUGGAGGAGAAACAGCAGUAUCACCAGGUCCUCUGUCAUCUUUCAGUCAAUCAAGUUACAUGAAAAGCAUGCCUAGCGGAAGGAAGGACUGGAAAAAUCAGGAAGAAGGCCAGAAACAUUCAGAAAACUUCUCUCCAGUGUUGGGUGGGGUGACACAAUGGGGGGAAGUUUCCUGCCCUGAUUCGUUCAAAACAAGUUGCACAGAAAAUUCUUUCAUGCAUGUUUCUUUGUUGAAAAAUGACGUAGCUUCUGCUAAUCCGUUGAAACCAGAAUCUACAGUAUCCAGGAUCCCUAACACACAGAAAAAUAUGCCAAAGUCUGAGAAAUUGCUUGUAGAAGAAGUUCGGAGGCUGAGAGCUGUGGCUGGGAAACUUGAAGAGCAAUGUGAGCUCCAAAACUGUAUGUUACAAGAAUGUCAACAAAAGAUUGAGAAGAGUAUGUCUCUGGCGAAGGAGGAAGCUACUAAAUGUAGGGCUGCAAAAGAGGUCAUAAAAGUUUUGACGUCAAAACUUCAAACAAUAUCAGAAAAAGCCGAUGCUAUACAAGAAGGAAAGGUUGGGGUAAACGAACAUGAGCCAUAUCUUGCAUCCGUGCACAAUGAUGUCAAUACUCCAAAAGACUGCAACUUAGACAUUCAAUCUGAUUCUCCUAUAGUAUUCUCUGACAAAUUAAGAUCCAAAUUUGGGAGAAGCAGAUUCCUCCAAAGUGGUAAAUCGAGGGAGUAUUCACACGUCACAGGAGUGCAAUCUCAACAAGAUGCUACCAAAGGAUCAAAUGAUGAAUGGAUAGAACAGCACGAGCCGGGUGUUUAUGUCACUCUUACUACCUUACCAUGCGGACAAAUUGGCCUCAAAAGAGUGAGAUUCAGCCGGAAACGAUUCUCUGAAAAAGAAGCAGAGCAAUGGUGGGAAGAGAAUCAAGCAAGAGUGUGCCGUGAUUAUGGCCUCGAAGGAUACACAAACAGUAGCCAAACUCAAGAUUGACAAGCCCUAGUUUUAUACUUAUCUUUCAUCUCUCCCAGCACUUUUCUCUACAACUCUGGGUAGGUGAUGAUGUUAGAGCCUAGUCUCUAACUGAUAGCCAUACUGCAACAUAGAUGAUUAUAUUUCUCUUUGUAGCUGAGAGACUUUCUUUUCUCUGGUAUCUAUGAAUCUAGAUCUUAACCUUAGGCUCAUAGAUUUUGAUUCCAGUCAUGUUACAGGACACCCAUGAUGGGUUUGUUGAUGUCUUUUUUUUUUCUUUAGUCAAUAGUACUAUAAAGCUUGUUUUGGUGCCGGCUCUAUAAAAUCAAUUUUCUUUCUUGGUUAGCGUUUGAAGGAAUAACAGCCCCCAUAAAUAAUUAAGAUGUUAUCAUCUUGACUUGAAGAUAAAGCGUUGCUCUUUCUUAAUUCUUUAAUAAGAAUAUAUAUUUUUCCCUCUA
Prosopis cineraria is the source of this 3920-nucleotide messenger RNA. Its product is annotated as PH, RCC1 and FYVE domains-containing protein 1-like. NCBI's taxonomy places the organism in Eukaryota, Viridiplantae, Streptophyta, Magnoliopsida, Fabales, Fabaceae. Gene Ontology annotation, molecular function: metal ion binding. The coding region runs from base 268 to 3483 and encodes 1071 amino acids. The record is from RefSeq and is a predicted model, not a curated record. The transcript has 9 exons.